AUGUGGUCCACUGUCGUCACCAUCGUUCAAGAUACAGCGAUGGUACUUGGGUUUGUAACCGUGAUAUUCUCUUUCCCCCUCACCAUCAUCGCCUGCGCAGAGUACAACUACCGCAAAAACAGACGUCUCUACGGUGAACAUUACCAACCUCCUCCACGAAGGCAAUACCAAUCGCCUCUACAGGCACACAACAUCAACCUCCGAACACUGACGACGAACGAGUUGCGCGAGAUAUCGCGUCAGGUACAGCGGGAAAUGGCGCGUCGUGAGCCGGUAUAUUAUGUCGAGGUGAGGCGGGAUGUGGGCGAUGUGAUUGGAUAUGAUGGAGAGGACAUCAUUGGUGGUGAAUACGAGUAUGUUCAAGUGAGACGGUGUGAAAGAGAGUGA
Messenger RNA from Lithohypha guttulata, 387 nucleotides. RefSeq lists its product as uncharacterized. NCBI's taxonomy places the organism in Eukaryota, Fungi, Ascomycota, Eurotiomycetes, Chaetothyriales, Trichomeriaceae. The record is from RefSeq and is a predicted model, not a curated record. The transcript has a single exon. The coding region runs from base 1 to 387 and encodes 128 amino acids.